GGCCUGCGCGGGGCGCGCGAUCCCCCGACGCGGGGCCAUCUGGAGCGCAGCCCCUCCCGCUGCGGCGUCGGGCCACUCGGGGGAGCUCGGGCCGGCGGGUGGAGGCGGAGGAAGGCUCUGGGGCCGGAUGAGGGGGAGGGGCGCGCGCCCGAGCCGAGUGGCCGGGGUUGGCCGAAGCUUUUCCUGGGGGCUACCUACUGGGGGCACCGCUGGGUGCUAGCCGGCUCUGGGCUCGUCGGACCCGGAGUGGGAGGGCGACUCCGCCCUGCAGAACUCUGGUUGGCUGGCGCGGGCGCUGGGCGUGGCGUGUGCGCGCGCCUGCGGACUCUGGUUGGCUGGCGCGGGCGCUGGGCGUGGCGUGUGCGCGCGCCUGCCGGGUUCUGGUUGGCGGGCGCGGGCGCCUGCCGGGUUCUGGUUGGUGGGCGUGGGCCCUGGGCGUGGCGUGCUCGUUCCUGCAGGACUCUGGUUGGCUAGCGCGGGCGCUGGGCGUGGGUGUGCUCGCUGGGAGUGAAAUCUGAGCUCUCAAAGCCCGGGGAGAACCAUUGCUUGGGAGCGCGCUGGCCAAUCUGGGCGGGCGGAGGCCGGCGUUUAAAGCGUUCCCUGUAAACAAACCCGGUUCCCUUUUGCAGAGGGGGAGUGCUGCAGAGUGUGCUGCCGGUGGCAGAAGAUGCCGAGCACCGACCUUCUGAUGUUGACCUUUGAGCCCUACUUUGAGAUUCUGGAGGUAUAUUCCACAAAGGCCAAAGAUUAUGUCAAUGGGCAUUGCACCAAGUACGAGCCCUGGCAGCUGAUUGCCUGGAGCGUCCUGUGGACCCUGCUGGUCGUGUGGCUCUACGGGUUUGUCUUCCAGCCUGAGAGUUUGUGGUCACGGUUUAAGAAGAAAUGUCUGCGGCUCUGCAGGAGGAUGCCUGUCGUAGGCCGAAAGAUCCAGGAAAAGGUGAACAAGGCCAAGGAUGACAUUAAUAAGAACAUGUCCUUCCUGAAAGUGGACAGAGAGUACGUGAAGGCACUCCCCACACAGGGCCUGAGCUCGACUGCCGUGCUGGAGAAACUCAAGGAGUACAGCUCCAAGGAUGCCUUUUGGCAAGAAGGGCGUGCCUCGGGGGCAGUGUACAACGGGGAGGAGAAACUGACGGAACUCUUGGUGAAGGCUUAUGGAGAUUUUGCUUGGAGCAAUCCACUGCAUCCAGAUAUUUUCCCAGGACUGCGUAAGAUAGAGGCGGAGAUUGUAAGGAUAGCAUGCUCUCUGUUCAAUGGGGGACCUGAUUCCUGUGGAUGUGUGACCUCUGGAGGGACCGAAAGCAUCCUGAUGGCUUGCAAAGCGUAUCGGGACAUGGCCUUGGCGAAUGGGAUCAAGACUCCAGAAAUAGUGGCCCCCGUAAGUGCCCACGCCGCGUUCGACAAAGCAGCCAAUUAUUUUGGGAUGAAGAUUACACGGGUGCCGCUGAACAAAAUGAUGGAGGUGGAUGUCCGGGCCAUGAGAAGAGCCAUCUCCAAGAACACCGCCAUGCUCGUCUGCUCCACCCCGGGCUUUCCUCACGGUGUGAUGGACCCUGUCCCCGAAGUGGCCAAGCUGGCGGUCAAAUAUAAAAUACCUCUUCACGUCGAUGCUUGCUUGGGGGGCUUCCUCAUCGUCUUCAUGGAGAAAGCAGGGUACCCAUUGGAGCAGCCAUUUGACUUCCGGGUGAAGGGGGUGACCAGCAUUUCAGCUGAUACUCACAAGUAUGGCUAUGCCCCCAAGGGCUCGUCGGUGGUGCUGUACAGUGAGAAGAAGUACAGGAACUACCAGUUCUUCAUUGCCACGGACUGGCAGGGCGGCAUCUAUGCCUCCCCCACCAUCGCGGGCUCGCGGCCGGGCGGCAUCAGCGCAGCCUGCUGGGCCACCCUGAUGUACUUCGGUGAGAGCGGCUAUGUGGAAGCCACCAAACAGAUCAUCAAAACCACUCGCUUCCUCAAGUCCGAACUGGAAACCAUCAAAGGCAUCUUCGUGGUGGGGAACCCCCAGGUGUCCGUCAUCGCCCUGGGCUCCCGGGACUUCGACAUCUUCCGACUCUCUAACCUGAUGACUGCCAAGGGCUGGAACCUGAACCAGCUGCAGUUCCCGCCCAGCAUCCAUUUCUGCGUCACCUUGGUGCACACCAGGAAGCGAGUUGCCAUCCAGUUCCUGAAGGACGUCCGGGAAUCCGUCACUCAGAUCAUGAAGAACCCGAAAGCGAAGACCACAGGAAUGGGCGCGAUCUACGGCAUGGCCCAGACAGUCGUCGACAGGAACCUGGUGGCAGAAUUGUCCUCGGUCUUCCUGGACAGCCUUUUCAGCACAGACACUGUGACCCAGGGCAGCCAGAUGAAUGGUUCUCCCAAACCCCGCUGAGCCUGGAGCCUCUCGAAGGUUCUGGGGUGUCGACCAAGCCACACAGUUCCGACAUCCGGUGUUGCCCCACCGAGCACAAGAAGUGAGAUCACGAGACCGCUCGAUGCUCAGGAUUCUUCCUCUUCUUCCUCCUCCUUUCGUGGGUUUGAAUGUGAAUGCCCCGAAGGGUCCUAUUUCAUAAUGGUUCUGCCCUUCCCGUGAGCGUUGCCCCUGGAAUGAUUUUGACCAGACCCCUCUCUAACCUCCUCUAGCUUUCAGCUUCACUUAAUCACUGUGUGGACAGCUCUGGGCUGUCUUGAUUUCUUUGGGAAGCCGGAGUACGGUGGAUGAGACAGAUUUUCUUCCUUAUUUCAGACUUGGCUAGUCAGGUGAGGAGCGUGUUGGGUGCCGUGUCUUCCCAGGUGGGUGUUAGCCCUACCCAGAGCUCGGGGGCCUUUUCUCCUCUUUGUUUUUCUCAGGCUGGUUAGUUGUCUCCGAUACCGGCACUGUUAUUCCCUCUGAUAGGCCCCUCCCGGAGCACAGACCGGCUGCCCUGCCGCGCAGUCUGCGUGGUCUUGCUGACCUCUCUCCUCCGAGGCAGGGCCGGGGGCAGUUCUUGCCCUGCUGCUGCGCUUCUAGUCCCAUGUGACACUUGGCCACUGCCGUAUCUGGAGGUCUUCGUUGAGAUGAUGUUUGCCGUGCUUUGUUCCUGUCUUGUGGACUAGGAAGAGAUGGCGGUUUCCAAGGGACUCGGGCCUGCCUUGGGGCCGGUGAUGUUGGGAAGCCCAGACUCGUCCACAUGUCUCUCCAUGACACGUAGAGAGAACGCCAGGUUGCGUCUCUGCCCCUGGAGCUGUGGGGGCGGGGGGAGGGGGCUCUCCUUCCCCUUCGCACCGUCAUUAUGAGAAUAAUCAUUCUGAGAGUGUGUGUGCUUGACCGGGAGCUGCCUCGCCCCCCGGCGGGUGCGACAGGCGUGAGAACUCCAGGCAGAGGCAGUCUCCUCCCCCUGCCAGUGCUCCCGACUCUUCCCUCGACUCGGCUCCCCAUGGUACAAUGGCAGUUGAGCCUCUGGUACUGGACGCUUCGAGCCCGGGCUCGGAGGGGAGAGUUGCUUUGGAACGGGAAAACGAGCGUGUGUCUGCCACCUCGAGCUGUCAAGGGAAUAGUCGCUCAGGGUGGCGCAGGGCCAGGGCCACGCCCUGUGCCCGGGCCACGCCCUGUGCCCGCUUCCUGCCUGCCUUCUCUCCCGCGGGCCCUGACCUCGGUGGACCCCUGCCCAUCUCCGAGGGUGACCUACUGUGUGCCUUUUCCUCAGCAAUACACAGUGUGGGGCCUGCCCUGACCCGGGACCCCCGUCUGUGACGUUCUCACGUGGGUAAGGGAGUACUUAGGAUAAGGAGAAAUGUUCCUCUGUUCCAUUAUCCUUCUCAGGGACUCCCGGUCACUGGCCUCUUCAGGCUGGUGUCCUUUGGCCGCUGCCUGCCCCCCUUCCCAGCCCCAGAACGCUGGCCAGCAGAGCCAAUGUGGCCGGACCCCACUCCUCUCCCCCCCCCCUCCCCCCGGCUCCUUAGCACUGUACUGACACGGAACUGUGACUGGCUGGGCCAGUUGUCCACCUGGUGGGCACCUACUGAAAGAGGAGCCGUGUCGGUGCUGGGCAGGCCUCACCCCCCCGGGGCCCAGGACGUCCCAGCAGGCACCACGGCACUGGCCAGCUGCUCAGAGAAGCACGUCGUGCCCUUCAGAGCGAGCUGUGGCUCCCGGUGCCCGGGGCGCCCCUCCGGCUGUCGGGGUCACUGCUGCGGGGCUCACGGCCCUCGGUGAGCUCCUUUGGCGUGCCUUAGAUCAGCGUGUCUGGCGGGUGGGGGGACAGCCCGGUCCUAUCCUGUUGCUGAGGAGAGGUCCCCCGGCCCCUGCGGAAACCACCUGCCGUGCCUGCCUUAGAGUCGCCGUGUGCGGGCACCGCCCAGCCACUUUUAAUAUUACUGGUUUUAUACUUGGAAAUGGUACUUGCCUCUUCGUGAAUCUUCUUCGUCUUUAACCCCCUCCCUUUCCCAUCUCAGUGCGCCCUUCCUAACUGCAGCAAUAAUCUCUUUGAAAGCAAUUAAGUCAUUAAAUAUCCCAAAUCUUAAUCAUGGUUGUCUGCUAUGUGUGUUCAGGCAGAUCCCAGAUAAGGGUAGGGGGGGCCUGGAACAGCCGCCUGUGAGGGCUCGCCCCCUGGUGGUGAGACAGUCGCACUUCCCUGCGGGUACUGGGGCCCUGGAAGGAAAGAUCUCGAUGAGAUUUCCGGGUAGUGCUCCCAGGAAAGCACUCAUUACUUGGAGUAGCAGGUCCCAGUCACGGGUGCUUUCUUGGCCUGCUCUGCCCCGAGUCCUAAGGCGAGUGGGACGCAGCUCUCAAGCUCCCUUUGUGGUCCUCCUCAUCAUGCAGGGGUGCGGCCUCCAGGCUGGCGGCCACACCCAGGCCUCGCACCCUGUGCUCGGUCUGGGGGCUGAUGGAAGCCUCGCAUUAGCCUUGUACGCGUAGCUGCUUGGCGUGCUGCUCCAUUGCCACCGGAAGCGGGAACUCUCCCCAGAGGGUUUCUCGGUAACCAGCUUUCCCGGCGUGGCCCUGAGGCCACCUCAGCUCUCCCAGAACCCGGCUGACGAUGGCCACGUCUGCAGUGGUUUCCUGCCAUGCCGACCCCGGGAGACCAAAUGGACUCAGGCCGGCAGGGCGGCUUCUGCCCACUCCCUGCGGCUGGGGGCACCUGGGCCUUCUCUGCUGAGCUGCUCUGAGCCGCCCACCCAGUCCCAACAGAGGUACUGAUGACGCCUGUCGGGCAAACACACGUCAGGGGUUUCGGAGGAUUUUUUUUCCCUUGACUUGGAGUCUUAAUUGCUUCCUUGUUUCUUGUAUUUCUUUUUCAUAAUCUACCCUCAAUAUCUGCUUGUAUAAUUUUCAGUUACCUGCAUUAAUUUUAGAAUAAAUGUAUUUAUUUCUAAGCACGCGUUGCUGGUGUCUUUGUCCUACUUGCAGGCACCUCCUUCUGGGUUGGCGCUUUGCAACCUUUGAGCCUGGCGAGGAGGCAGAUGAUGUGGCACGGUCUGUACCUCAGCCCUGGUGGCUCUGGGGCCGGGACCUGCAGCCACUGGGUCGAAGCGGACUUAGAGGCUCACGGGGCGGGCGCUUGCCUUGGACAUCUGAGCUGGUUUUGAUCCCAGCAUUUCAUACGGUCCCCUGAGAUCCACUAGGAAUAAUUCCUGAGUGCAGGGUGAGGAACCACCCCCGAGCACCGCCAGGUGGGACCCAAAAACCAAAAGCAAAAGAAGUGGAAAAGAUCGGGCAUCACCCUCUGAGCCCUGCUGGCGUGGACUGUCAGCUUUGCCAACACAGGUGCUGCUCAUCCUUUGGAGCAGAAAGGCUGCGAAGGGGCCCUACGGUCCUCCCGAGUGACGGUCUGUUACUUCCCUACCAGCACCUUUGCCUUCACUUCUGACUUGACCAGUUCGUGCAGGGGGAUGGGGCUGUGACAGUGCUGGAUGCAGCCCGCCCUUCCUCCCUGCCUUCUCUCCCAUCUCCUUUCCUCCCUCCGUCUGUUCGUCCAUCUAUCCUGCCUCCCUCCCUCUUGGCUAUGUUGAGGAUUCACCCCCGGCGGUGCUCAGACUGUAGGUGGUGGUGCUCAGUGCUCAGGAUGAGGCCAGAGCCCGCCAUGUUCUCUCGGGCCCCUUUGGCUCAUUUCUUCUCCAUGUUGCUGGCAGUAAUGCAGCCUGUCCUGCCUA
Molecule: messenger RNA, 6111 nt
Organism: Sorex araneus (European shrew)
Lineage: Eukaryota; Metazoa; Chordata; Mammalia; Eulipotyphla; Soricidae
Gene: SGPL1
Product: sphingosine-1-phosphate lyase 1
Exons: 14
Coding region: 668-2371 (567 amino acids)
Biological process (GO): sphingolipid catabolic process; carboxylic acid metabolic process
Cellular component (GO): endoplasmic reticulum
Molecular function (GO): pyridoxal phosphate binding; sphinganine-1-phosphate aldolase activity
Source: RefSeq, a predicted model, not a curated record